AUGGUCCGCACUACGAUCCUCACUUGUGCAUUCAUCGUCUCCGGCGCACUCGUUGGAGCUUUACCAGUGACGCGUUCGGCUCUUGACUGGCAUGCUUUCGAGCGGAGGAGUGUCUUUGAAAACUGGGCCUCGCCAUCACCUGGACAACGUCCCUUGCACUUGACGUACCUUGAAGAACGUGAGACGAUCGAGCGGAGGAACUGCCGAAUCUUCGGCUGUUUGUACGAGGUACAGGCUUUACCGACAACACACAGCGAUUUUCUGCCCGCCACGGCUGUUUCUACCCAGCCCACUAUCCUCUCAGAGGGUGGCGCCCAAACUCCUUUUGGCAACGCAGCUGCAAAGGAACCAUCGUCUUAUGAGGCAUAG
Laetiporus sulphureus 93-53 is the source of this 369-nucleotide messenger RNA. RefSeq lists its product as uncharacterized. The transcript is spliced from 5 exons. The record is from RefSeq and is a predicted model, not a curated record. Bases 1 to 369 code for a protein of 122 amino acids. Lineage: Eukaryota; Fungi; Basidiomycota; Agaricomycetes; Polyporales; Laetiporaceae.